Messenger RNA from Diospyros lotus (date-plum), 1090 nucleotides. RefSeq lists its product as uncharacterized. Lineage: Eukaryota; Viridiplantae; Streptophyta; Magnoliopsida; Ericales; Ebenaceae. Bases 49 to 819 code for a protein of 256 amino acids. The transcript has 6 exons. The record is from RefSeq and is a predicted model, not a curated record.
AGCUCCGAGUCACUGUUGUCAAACUGAACACGAGAGUUUCAAUCUUCGAUGCCGGACCCCGAAAACCUAACCCUAGAACGCCAGACGCCCGAUCAGAACCCUAAACUUGGCGAAGCAGACCAACAAUGGGAGGCAAGGGUUCGAGCUUGGCUCUCGACGAUCCCGGAGGGCAAGACGGUGACCGUGGAUGAGUUCGAAGCUUGGAUCAACGCCAACCAUGCCCUUCUACCUGACCAACUCAAGUCCAUUCCCUUACCAGUGCUCUACGAGCGCUUCAUCCCUAUCCAAAACAGCACGGGACCAUCCGUCGAGGUUCCAGUUGUGAAAACAACCUAUUUACCAAGCAAGGGACAAGCUAGUAAUCUAGUUGAUCCUCAUCAUGCUCGAUUUCAACGUACUGACCAAUGGAUGCCAGUUUAUUCCUGGUUAGAAUCAUUGGAUACAGAUGAGGUGGUCAAGACAAAAGAUAUUUUAGAUUGGUUAUCUGAAAAUCCAGAGGUCAAAGAGCAGUUGUACUCAAGGCAUUCCCGUUAUCAUUUGAUGCACUACGUCAAGAAAUGCCAUGUUAAAAUACUGAAGAGAAAAGAGAAGAAGAAGGGCUUGCAACCAAUCAACAAAACAAAUUCUGUACAGGUUCAAAAAACUGGGGACGCAAUAGUACCAGUACCACUUCCAUGCACUGCUUUAAGCCAUUUGCCCAAAGAUGGCGACUUGUAUAUGGCAAAACGAAGUGAAGCGCUUCGCAAGUACGAAAUUCUGCUGGAGUUGGAGAAGGAGCUUUACACCAUCUUGCCAAACUGUGAAAGGGCCAAGCAGUAACUCAAGGGGUCAUGAUUCAGUGGAAAUUUAUGUGGAAGAAGAUAUGCAUAGAGCUUUGGUAGGGGAGUUAGUUGUAUAGCAGCCUUUUGUAAUCAACUGAGCCUCUCUGUGAUCUGAUGAUUCUGGUGGAUCCCUCUUUUUCCUUUCUUUCUGAUCUAUCUGUCUUAAAAAUCAUCAGAGUAUGCGUUUUGGUAGUUGGUUAUGUAGUUUUUUUUUUUUCCUUUUCUUUUCAUUUCUGUUAUUUUAAAAAUAAAAAUAGGAUUGAUGUUUU